AUGGCGACAAGCAUAACGCCCGCCUUCAGAAUAGGCACAAAAGAGCUCUACCUCCCCAUGGCCAACAUAACCUUCCUCCGCGGCCGCGACCCUCACCACGCCAAAUUCCAAGUCCCGCUCUGGUUCUCCAAACUCGACCUGCGCGACUACCUCUGGCACGCCUACAACGUCGAAACCUACUCCGCGCGCUCCUACGUAAAACUCUCCCCGGUGCGUCCCAAAGAAGGCCACCAUCCGCGGCGCUGGCACCGCAAGCGCUCGAGGAAAUUCAUGACGGUGGAGUUGGCGCGCCCGUUUGUGUGGCCUGCGGAGCCGGAGGAUUUGAGCGAGUGGAGCGCGGAUACCGUGCAGGGCGCGAGUAAAGAGCAGAGGAGCUUUCAGGAGCUGCAGGGGAGUACCAAGGAUACGAUUGUGAAUGAGGAGCGGAGGGAGAGGAUGAGGGAGCAGGCGAGGGCGCUGCUCGAGGGGAAGGCGAAGUGGAAACCGCCGGUGAGGUCGUUUGGGACGGAGAUGUAUUCGAGGCAGCGGUGA
Messenger RNA from Zasmidium cellare ATCC 36951, 531 nucleotides. RefSeq lists its product as uncharacterized. NCBI's taxonomy places the organism in Eukaryota, Fungi, Ascomycota, Dothideomycetes, Mycosphaerellales, Mycosphaerellaceae. Gene Ontology annotation, cellular component: mitochondrial large ribosomal subunit; ribosome. The record is from RefSeq and is a predicted model, not a curated record. Bases 1 to 531 code for a protein of 176 amino acids. The transcript is spliced from 2 exons. Gene Ontology annotation, biological process: mitochondrial translation. Gene Ontology annotation, molecular function: structural constituent of ribosome.